Heterocephalus glaber (naked mole-rat) is the source of this 909-nucleotide messenger RNA. NCBI's taxonomy places the organism in Eukaryota, Metazoa, Chordata, Mammalia, Rodentia, Bathyergidae. The record is from RefSeq and is a predicted model, not a curated record.
AUGGAAAAGGGACAUAAUAUCACUGUAUUUAUUCUCCUGGGACUCUCUCACAACAAGAACAUUGAAAUCUUUUGCUUUGUAUUAUUUUUAUUUUGCUAUAUUGCUAUUUGGCUGGGAAAUGUGCUCAUAAUGAUGGCUAUCACAUGCACACAGCUAAUUGACCAACCUAUGUAUUUCUUCCUCAAUUAUCUCUCUCUCUCUGAUGUUUGCUAUACAUCCACGGUGACACCCAAGCUAAUGAGUGACUUACUGACCGAAAGGAAGAUUAUUUCCUACAGUAACUGCAUGCUACAGCUGUUUACCACCCAUUUAUUUGGAGGCAUCGAGAUCUUCAUCCUCAUGGGGAUGGCCUACGACCGCUAUGUGGCCAUCUGCAGGCCACUGCACUACACUGUAAUCAUGAGCAGGCACAGGUGUAACUGGAUCAUCAUAGCCUGUUGUUCUGGGGGAUUUCUGCACUCUGCCAGUCAGUUCCUCCUCACCAUCUUCUUACCAUUCUGUGGCCCCAAUGAGAUAGACCACUACUUCUGUGAUGUGUACCCUUUGCUGAAAGUGGCCUGCACGGACACACACACAAUAGGACUCUUAGUCAUUGCUAAUUCAGGCUUAAUUGCUUUGUUGACAUUUCUUGUCUUAAUGUUGUCGUACUUUUUCAUACUGUAUACCUUAAGAGCAUACUCUGUGGAGAGCCGCAGCAAAGCACUUUCCACCUGCAGUUCUCAUAUAACUGUUGUGGUUCUGUUUUUCGCACCUGCAUUAUUCAUUUACAUCAGACCAGCCACAACAUUCCCAGAAGACAAAGUGUUUGCUCUUUUCUACACCAUCAUCGCUCCCAUGUUCAACCCUCUGAUCUACACACUGAGGAACAUGGAGAUGAAGAAUGCCAUGAGAAAAGUUUGGUUUCAUUGA